AUGGAUAAAUUGAAAAAUCUGCUUUUCGUGAAAAACGGGAACUUUUCGAACGCGCAGAUCAAGGUGCUGGCCUUCACAUCGCUCAGCAUGCUGGUGCUAAUGGUGACUGGCGACGGCCUCCAGACCCCCCUGGGCUACAUCCAAAACGUCAAGCGGGACCUGCGAAAAGAGGCGCAAGAGUCGGAGGAAUCGAUGGAAAAGAAGCUGCUCAAGGAAUUGGGGUACACCACAAGGCUGGAAUCAUUCCGUCGGAAGAUGAAAAGAAGUGAACACUCAAGUUGGGGCGUGAAACCUGCCUGCGUGGCUCCCCGUGUAACUCCUCCUAACAUACAAAUGUAUGCAAAAAGGUGUAGCGUCUUUUUGGACGCGGUACAGACGCUCCUGCACAAGGCCGCAUCGCGCAGCAAUUUCAGCUCCAUUGUUGUGAAAAGGCUACGGGGAAAGCCACUGAACAUUGACACUGUGAGGAGGAGCAACAGAAGGGACGACAAAUGCGUAGACGAGACGAAAAGUAGUAAAUAUCUUCACCACAAAAAAGAGCAACUUCCUAGGGACGAUCAAGUGGAGGAAAGAAACAAAAAGCAAACAAUAACCAAGCUGUGCAAAUUGCUAAGUGAAAAUUUGAAGAAUGGAAAAUAUGAUAUGUACGAGAAGAACCUAAGUUAUGGAUUAUCCGUGGCGGAAAACCCAAUCGAAUUGUCACAACUGAUUAACUCCAUCAGUAAAGGGAGGUACUACAGUAAGGGGGUGAUUCAGAUUUACACAAAACUGGUGGACAAGGCCGCGGAGAUUUUUGAAAAUAUCUCCGUGAUGAGCAUAAGCUUAAUUUUAAAUAGUAUGGUAAAAUUGGACAUAUACAAUGAGAAGUUUUUGUUUUUAUUUUUCAAAAAUGUGGACCAGAUUUUGGACGAAAGUAAUGCAGUCGACUUGACUAUCCUGUUUCAUUUUUACGUCAACGGGAUGGGACGCGUUGGUGCAAGUGCUAAUCCUUACUGGGUUGUACCACCUGUGGGAAGUGGCUUCCCUGGAGCGCAAGACGAAGUGUUGCUAAACUCAUUUUUGAGAAGGCUACACAACGUGGUGCCGUCCUUGCAGAUGCAUAGCAUCUCCUCCGUACUGCGGUGUGUUAAGAAGUUGGUCAUGAUUAUGGUAGGAGAGGUGAAGGACGGUGAACUGGAUGUGGGAGCACCCAAUGGGGUUAAACAGUUAGACGAUAUGGAGGCUAUUCACCAGGGGAAAAAUCAUCCGUGUGGGUUUUCCCCCAAUGGAAAAGCCAACCAGAAUGGUCGUCAAAAUAGUGAAUCAAAUUUGGAACUAAUCACACAAAUUAACUUACUUCUGAGAAAUAACUUUUACGAAAAAAUGGCACAAGCGAAUACACAGCAGCUAUGCAACGUCCUUCAGGAUUUGCAAUUUUUUAACCUCAUCGAUAAUGACUGUUACUAUGACGUAUUGAACAGAUUAAAGGGGUCCUUACAAGGAGCUAAAGAAAUGAAAGACAUGGACUAUGUGAAUGUCCUGAACACUAUAAAGAGUAGGAACAUAAAGCAGAACAAUUUGUUGCCCUUGUGUUAUUUUUCAUUCUUGUUUGACAAAUUGAAGGUGGAGGAUUUUUCUCAUUUCCACUAUGACCGUGUUGCCGAGCUAGCCAAAAUAUUAUUUUACUUUAAAAAGGUUUAUCAUUUGAACUUUUGCAUGAACAAGAUGGAAUCAUUUUUGGAUAAGAAGGACACCAACAUGAUAGAGUCCACGUCCACUAUGAUUUAUUUGUUGGAUGAGUUUUGUACAAUUGGUAAAUGCACUGAGGGGGGUGCGUCCUUGAGGGGAAAGUUGUUUUCCUGCGUUGUGAAGCGCGUUUUGGGGGGUGAGGAGGGCACACUGGGCAGUGCCACCAUUCAUAGUGGUGUAAAAAGCAGUGCUAAGAACCCGCACGGAGGUCACACCCUAACGUUGGAGGAGUCGCUCCUGCUGACAAAAGCAGCGGAAGGGCUUAUUAGCAUCAAAAAAGAGGAAUACUCCAGCAUCGUUCACCAUGUGAGAAGGAGAGACUUCUUCCUAAUCAACUGUGAUGAGAAAGUUUGUGUCAAAUUUGAACACCUGGAUAGGUACGUCCAAAAUGUCUUGUACAAAAUUUUGCUCCUAGGAAAGAUUAAAUAUAGAGAUUCCCCCCUUUUUUUGCACCUGCUAAAGUGCUGUUUGUUGUGCUCACUGCACUUUUCCAUUAGGGACAUUUUACUCCUACUGAGGGGGUUGCACCACUGUGCGUACUUUUUUACAAAGGAAAAUUAUGUCCUUUUGGAGAAUGUGUUGAAUUAUUUAAGCACCCUGACAGUGAUGCAGUGUCGGUUGGUGGCAAGGAGGAAGGAGGGCAAGCAGUACCAGGAUUACAUGGAUAAACUUCUGAACCGAUCAGACAGUUUGUUCAGUAGUGAAAAGGUUAUGGGGGGGGUGGUUAACCAACUGGGUGGGAGCGAGUUUAGUGAAACGUAUAGGAAGAUCGAACGUGUGAUGGAGACGAACUGGGCAUACCUGAAUGACCUCACUUCGAUGGAAAGUUUUAGUGGGGGAAGCGACGACCGGGAUAACGCCCCACAUGGGAAUGUUCCCCUAGACGAAGGGGGUAUUAUCUCCAACAGCAGGCGAACAAAAAUAAGCGCAGUAAAUUGUUGCACCUUGUUGUAUUAUUUCCAAAGGUUAAGUUACGUGAACAAGGGGGUCGUUCGAGUCGUACUGUCGAACCUGUACGAUCAUGUGCAUGCGUUGAAGAAUGAGCAAAUACUUAAAUUGGUGAAGGGACUUAGCAUUAUCCGCAAUGUCGACACGGAGUUUAGUUCAUUCAAUUCAGUUUUUAAAAAAAUUCUACUUCGCUUUAUGUCGUCUCGGAAGGAGAGUACGAAGAGUACAGAGCAGCAGACAGACGAAACGAUCAAGUUGCUGUACCUAGUGAGCAAGCUAUCCAUAAAUGUGGACCACAGGAAUACCCUCAUAAGGAAAUAUCUGUUGGUUUUUUUGGAGCGUCAGUUGGGGGUGGACACCGUGGGAAUUCCUCAGUUGGAGCUGUUGAUGAGGAGUUUUAAAAAUAUGUACCCCUACCGGUAUGUGUGUUUGGUGGAAUGCUGCUUGAGGGGGGUUAGCCAGGCACUCCGGGGGGAGACAUCAAUCGAAGAACAACGCAACGGAUUGAGUGACGGAUCGCUCGAAGGAGCGCCGCGUUCGUUGCUGCCACUGCCCUUCCUGAAGACCUACUUCUCCGUCAUGCCGCUGUUAAUAAACCCAGCCACGAACAUUCACUGCAGCGUGAACGACCUGUACAUCUGCACAAGUCUGGAACUCUUCGACCAGCUGUACGAGCAGAUAAAAUGUGAUGGAAGACUCAAAGAGGAGUUCGUCCCCGUGCUGGUAACUUUUGUUAAUUUAUCCUUCCGCGACAUUCCAUUUUUGGAAAGGUAUCCCAACUUGAUGAGCGACAUUCUGGGGAUGAAGCAGUUGAUUCCGCAGAACAAUUUUUUCUUUUUUUUGUUGAAUGUUAAAUUUUUUGCUAAACAAAAGGGUCGCGCCGAGGUGGACGCGCUGCUGCACAAGGUUGGCAGGUUUGUUGAGGCUAACAUGGGGGAGUCGCUACGAUGGGAAGAUGCAACGUCACCAUUAAUGCGCUCACCCGCUUUGCCGCAUGACUUCACCUUUGACAGGAAGAAGCUCGUCCUCCUGGACACGGAAGAUGACAACGAGAUGGAGAUAAUAUCUCGGGAGUACAACCAUAUAGACACAGCCGAGGUGCACACACGGGGGGAGAGAACGACGGAGAGAAGAGGUCCACAUGGUUCAGAAUGGAGCAACCAUGAUGACCUCGUCAAGGAACGCACCAAGCGCAGCAACGCAGACCACCUUGAGUUCGAAAUUAUUUUGAGGAAAUACGCCUACUGCCAAAAUAGCCAAAAGGACAAAAUCGAAAUUUCGAAAAACGUUAAAAUAUUUUCCAUGGAAGUUAAGUAUGUGGAUUUAAGGAAGAGAAUUAUUUUUGAAUUUUUGGAGGAGGACAAUUAUUUUAAGGAAGUUGAUGGUGCCUCUAUUGAGCUUCUACCAUUGGUUUAUUUGCGUUUAUUUUUUUUGAGAAAAUUAAAUUACAAUUUAGUGAUUAUGCCCUUUUAUGAGUGGCAUAUGUGUUAUGGCCGCCUUGAGAGGGUUAAGGCCAUUUUUCAGAAGCUGCUAAACGUGGCCCGCGAUGCUGAUACGUACUUGCUCGAGACGGGGAAGUCUCGCGCUUUUGCGUCUGUUGGGCGUUACGAAUGA
This is a messenger RNA of Plasmodium coatneyi, 4290 nucleotides long. RefSeq lists its product as uncharacterized. Bases 1 to 4290 code for a protein of 1429 amino acids. The record is from RefSeq and is a predicted model, not a curated record. NCBI's taxonomy places the organism in Eukaryota, Apicomplexa, Aconoidasida, Haemosporida, Plasmodiidae. The transcript has 4 exons.